GCGAAACGAACUUACCAAUUCGAAAUUUGUAAGGACUGACACUUGGAAGUGAGUUGCAAGAAGAGAGAAUUUGUCGCAUAGAAAUCAGCUGAUAUUGUAUUUUUUGUGAUUGACUGAGAAUAAUAAGUAUUCCGUUGCAUUAAAGGAUCCGACAUUUAGCUAUAUCCAAACUGAAAUGGCAGACAAACUAAGAUUCAUAACAUAUUUGUCUCCUGGAAUACCAGUGCAAUUAUUUGAAACAAUUAUGCACUACCUCGAGGAGGUAACAGGGAACCAGACAUACUUAAUCCAUGAGUCCAGAUGGAGUGGUCCCCCCUUAGACAGAGAAGAUCCUUUCACAGCAAAUGAUGCAGAUAUUGGAUUUAUGUGUUCACCAGGAUUUCUGAGACUUGUAAAGGAGAAAAAAGAAGUAGAACUUUGCCAAGCUGCACCAGUAUAUAACCAUGUUAGAGGAGAGCAAAAACCUGUUUAUUUCUCUGAUGUUAUAACAGUCAAUGAUGAUAGUGGUACAAAACAGGAAUUUAAAGAAUUCACUGAUUUAAAAGGGUUUUCCUUUGCAUUCAAUGAACCAAUGUCAUUAAGUGGUACUCUGAUAGUGUUAGGAGAGCUGAAGAAAAGAGGAUAUAAUUCCACGUUCUUUGGGAAUACUCUGCAAUCAGGAUGCCAUAGAAAUUCAAUCAAGAUGGUGUUAGAUAGGAAGGCAGACAUUGCAGCUAUAGACUCAAACACCUUACAUUAUUAUUUACAAGAACAUCCUGAAGGGAAGGACAAGAUCAAAGUUCUGACAUCAUUUGGCCCUCUACCUAUUCAUCCUAUAGUAUUUAAUAAAAGAUUACCAGCUGAUUUAAAGAAAAAAAUAACAGAUGCUUUGUUAGAUAUACACAACAAACCAGAGUGGAUGAAUAAACUGAGAGAAUAUAAUAUAUUCAAAUUUGUUGCUGUAGAUAUGUCCCAUUAUGACAUGGAAAUUAAUCUCUUAGAUGCUGUCAAAAAUCUAAAAAUAGCUUCAGCUUAUUAUUAGUGUAAAUUAUUUACCAGUACACUCACUGCUGUUGAUUAUUAAUUGUUUUAUGACACAUAAAUUCAGCUUACUAUUAGUAUACAUUAUUUACACUUACUGCUGUUGGUUAUCAUGGUUAUACAUUGUUUUAUGACACGUUAAUUCAGAUAUAUGUUAAAACUGGGCAAAAUUACUAAAGUGGAAUUAAAUAAUUUUUUAAAUGAUUGACUUUUUAUUGACCAAAAUAUGUUGUAUUUUUCUAAGACUUUUUUGUUUCAUCAUAUGUUAUUUUGAACAUUCCUGUACAAUACUUUAAUACAAAAUCAGCAGAAAAAAUUGAAUAUACAGUACACACAUGGUAAUUCAGUAACAAAUCACUUCUGUGGUAAAUCAGUAACAAAUCACUUCUGCUAGUGUUGAGUGAUUGCUGGUGAUUGAAGGUGAUAAUGGUCUGGAUUACAAACUUGUUAUUAUAGUUUACUGGGAUAUACAGAAAAACAUUACGGAUUGAAUCACCAGCAGUCAUUGUGAAAAAUCACUUCCAAGAGUGAUUUUUAACUGAAUCCAAUUGCGAGUACUGUGGAUUCAUUUAUUUUUGUGGAUACCAAAUUGAUUGGAAAAAUUCUGUUUUGGUUGAUAUUUUUUUUACUUGUUUUGCCAACAUCUGCAUACAAGCUUAUGUAUUUCAUUGAAUAUUUAUGGUUCACCAUUACCCAUGAAAUUCACAAAAUUUGGUAUCCAACGAGUAUUAAUGAAUCCACCAUAGUGUAACACUUACAUAAGGGGUAACCAGAAUUAAUAUACACAUGUAUAUUUUAAUAUAUUAUUUUUUUCUGAAUCAAGUUGUUAAUAAGCUGUAUCUGUUGUAAAUCAGCUGUUAUGUAUUUUUUGUUGUUUGUAUUUUUUCUAACCAGUAUUAUAUCUUUUUCUAUUGACAAAGGUGCAAUAUCACCAUAAAAGGUUUGGUAUAUGAAUUAUUAGCUUACUAUUUUAAUUUAUAUUUAUUCCAAGCAUAUUUAACCUGAUUUAAUUAGGAUCUUAAUAAUAUAUUGAAUUAAGGAAUCUAGUGUGAGGUUGAAAUGAUAUAAGCUUUUGUUACUGACAAGUUGCUUCUGAAUAUGAUCCUACAUCCAUUUUUUUAUUGAAGGAACUUUUUUUUACAGUUUUUACUAGGCGAGUCCAUGACUCCUGAACUCAUGGAAAUCUGUCUGGACUUACAGAGUUCUCGAAAUCUGUUUUUCCCUGGUGGUCCUUGAAGAAAAUCUGCUGGUCCUAACUAUUAUUUCUACUACCAAAUACAAAAAUUGUGUCUGUCCUUUGCAAAAUUUGGUGGUCAAAACCUUCGGACCACCAUUUUUCUAGAACUCUCCACUUAUCAUUUUGAAAACUGGUGAGAUAAAAAGUUCAUCAGGAUUGUAAAAUGUUGUCUCAACUGAGCACAUAUAUCAUCAUUUUAUAACAAGUAUUUAAAAAUAAUCUAAAUUUGAUGUCAUUUCCAUGCUCUACUCUGUCAUGUAGACUGAAAUAAUCAAUUAUAUAGCAAUAAAAUUUCCUCUUCUCCUUGUUGGACUCACCAUGGCCAAAUAAUGAUGAGUCCCUGGACUUGCCUUUAAAAACCUUUAGUGAGAACCCCGAGUUAAAACCAAACUUGUUUCUAUUCUAAGAUAAUUAAACAAUAGUUAAAGUGUGUCACUGUAGGCUGUCAUAAUGUUAGAAAAAUGUAAGCAUGUUUUGUCAAAUCAAAUUCUGUUUUACUCUCUAUAUAUAAACCUAAUUAAAUAUACAGUUUACAUCAUUUAACAUAAUUUUACAGUAAUCCUUAAAUAAAGCCAACCCUUCAACAGGGGAAAUGUAGUAUUAUGAAAGUGAUGACCCCUGAUAGAGUUUAUUUACAAAACAAAUCUGCUGAUGUAUACAAUAAAAAGGCAUGCAUUAGAGAAGAGGGGUAUUUCAAGAGAUAAUCUCAUAUAUACUGCCAAAAUUGCUUAAGUCUGAGGUUGUUUCUUGAUUAGUUAUGUCAAAUUUUGCACAUUUACCAAUUUAUUGGAACAUUAAAUUCACCAAAUACUAAAUAAAGUACAAAUUUCAAUACUACAAGUUUCUAAAUGACAAGAUCUUUGACAUUAUACUGGUGUUACAGAUAUUUAUUUGCUAAGAAAUUUUUGGGAUUUGUGAUGGAAUAUUUAAUUUUAUACUUGUAAUAUAAUGGAAGAUUAUUCGAUAUUAAUGUCUUUUAUGAAUUUGUUUCAUAAAUUUUGACCAAUCAUACUUUCAACUCAGAUUUUUUUGCCUAGUAGAAGUAGAGUUGUACUGUAAAUUCGGAAAUUAUUGCGAUAUUUUUAUAAUUGUGAAAAAUUCGACAGGGUUGUAAUCGCAAUAAUUUAAACUCGCAUGUUGGAUUUUUUUGUAUGAAUGAAGCGGGAUUUUUGUCAGUAUCACAAAAAUAAUAAUCGCAUAUUUGGUCUAAAAUGACAAAAUCACAAUAAUAAAUGAAUACAAUAAUUUCUGAAUUUACAGUAUUAUAUUGUGAUAUAAUCUUUCACAUAUUGAUAUUUUUAAUGGGGAUUUUGUUAAAGAGAUAGAUCAGAUACAUAUUUUGUUCUAAUUGUUAUUUUUUAUAUUAAUGUUAUAAAUUGUUAUAUAAUUGUGAUAUCUAAACUGUUUCCUUCUAUCUGUUAAAAUUUGUGUACUGUCAACAGAUUUCCAUUUUUUCAUAUUUAUUUAUCCAAUUGUUUUGCACUUAAUUUUUGACAAUCUUUUGCAUUCAUGAUUUUUGUUGUAUCCAUGCAAAGUUAGUUGUUUUAUAGACAAAAAAAUCAUAUCAUCAUAAACACAGAUAAUAUCCAAAUACAAGUGAACAAAUAUUGAACUUAAAUUUAGAUUUAAAAUUAAAAAAAAUCCUAUAUUUGUGGUUUCUUGAUGAUAAAUGAGAAAGGACUUUUUGAUAUUGAUUGAAAUUUUGAUGGAAAGAUUUGGAUCACUAAACAGAAGCUUUUUUUCUCAAAACUUUAAAAAAAAAUUAACCAGAGUUAUACCCCUUUAUAAUAUGAAUUUAUUUUUUAUUCCUUUCAAAAUUGAAAUAAAUACGAGCAAUUCUUGUCUAAACAUCAGCAUUCAGGUGAGCACCUGACUCAAAUAAAUAAAGAAAAGACAACAUUCAGGGAAGAUCUGUUUUUUUCAUUUUAUAGCCCUUUGAACUAUGGCAAAAAUAUCAAAUCUUAUAAAAUUCCACAGUAUGCUGCUACAGAAACAAAAUCAUGAUCUCUCAGUUGCUACAGACAAGGGUAUCUGUGAUCACUGGAUUCACGCUCUAGUUUCAAUGAUUUUUGUUUUUUUAGAUGUUUUACAUACAUAUCAGAGGGUUAACUGUAUUUAAGACGAACAGGAAAACUAAAAAGCCUUCUAUUUUAAUAUGUUUAGCUUUGACUACAUGUCUGUCUCUCACACUGUUUACCAGAAGGUGUAAAAGAUAGCAAUUUCAUGUUCUCAGGUACAGGCAAUAUGGCAAUAUACUUAAUUCUGUUCAAAUGUAUUUGUUUCAUAAUCAUAUUUUACUUUUGACAAGUUGGGUAAAUUUAAUCAAAGAAGUAUUAAAAUUUUGCUAGUCAUGCUGAUUUAAUAUAAAUAUACAAAUGAGUUAAUGUUGAGAAGUUUUUUAGCAAGAUUUUUCUGAACCCAAUUCAUUAUUCGUUUAGAAUGUUAUGAGUGAGGUAAAAAAGGAACAAAUAUUGUUAUUUCAGGUUUGUUGUUAUGGUGUUCGAUUGGUAUUGUUUUAUAUAUAUAUAUAUAUAUACAUGUAUAUCUUAUAGGUGCAUGCUGGUCAUAAGUUUACUGAAUAAAUUUUUAAUUUCAGAAUUAUAUAGUACCUGCUUAUCCUGGUUAAAUAUUUUUUCUAUCUUAAAAAAAAUGUACAAUUUAGAUCUUGACAUAUUCGAUAUCAUUUAUUAUUGAAGACUGUAUGUUGCUUUUUGAUUAUUUAAGUAGCUGGGUUGCUGUCUCAUUGACUUAUGCCCCACAUCUACUAUUUGUAAAACCAAUCAACAUCGUACAAAAAUGAAACAAUCAGUUCCUACAAAAUUUAAAAUAAAUGAGAAAUUUAUUAAUUACAAAUUUGUUUAACUUUAAUUUGAAAUUUCUAUUUAUUCAGUAUAUAUAUUUGAUCUAUACAUUCCUGUAUAAAUUGUUGGAACACAAGAUGAAUGAAAAAUAUUUUCAUGAUUAUAUUAUAUUUAUUUAUAUGAUAAUAAAAAAAUACUAAAAUA
Molecule: messenger RNA, 5262 nt
Organism: Mytilus californianus (California mussel)
Lineage: Eukaryota; Metazoa; Mollusca; Bivalvia; Mytilida; Mytilidae
Exons: 6
Coding region: 176-1021 (281 amino acids)
Source: RefSeq, a predicted model, not a curated record